AUGCAAUUCUGGAAACAGCUUUUUGAAAAGUACUUUUUAAAUUAAAACUUUCCCCAUACUUUACUGUAAACAAAGGAUUUUCUUUGAUGGUUAUGGACAGAGAAGUAUUGUACUUAUUCAGGUACUGUCCUGGAUACAAAAAUUCUGUAAAAACAUUUCCUAUCCUUAAGGAGCUCACAACCUCAUUGAUUAUAUGAAGUACAAAGGAAGCAAAUUAACAAGCAUUAUAACAUGUAAUUAUGCCUAAAUGAGCCAUAGGAGAGGUACUCUGGGGUCCAACUACCUAUAGUCUCUUUGUAACCAAUGUGAAAAUAUUGCAGACGAUGGUAGCAGCAGAAUUAAAAUAUAAUCGAAUUUGUAAACCAGGUGUUUUUUUGUUUGUUUUUUUAUCAUUCUGCAUGUUUGAGAAUAGCUAACAUGCUUACCAUGUGCUAGGCACUGUUCAUGCAUUUCCUUAAUCCAUCUCACAAUCCUUAGAGGACACGUGCUAUUAUUACUCCAUCCUACGGACGAAGAAACUGAGGCGGAGAGGUCUGGUAACUUGCUAAAUGUCACACCACUAGUCGGUUUAAACGGUCAAUAUUUAAAAAUCAAUGUCUUCCCUACUACAUCCAGCAACAACCAAUCGUAAAAUACUCAGGCAGGGUGGCCUCGCCCGGAAGUCAGAAGAGCCCCGCCCCGCCCCUUGUUUCUCUUAAGCCGAAUACCCAGCAAAUCACAGGAAGUGACGCAACGCCCACACUUCCCAUGGCCCGCGCUCCAGGGUGGGCAGCCGGCCGAAGCCGAGGGCGGAACUGACGGAAGUGACGUUAACAACGCGCGCCGGGAGUUCUGUAGGGUCGGGAAGGGUCGCCGUAGCGGGCGCCUUGGCCGUUUGCGGCUGAACUUCGCUUUCGCCGACCGAUAGUUGUCUCUGCAGUGACUCCAGAUGCUGUUCUUGAGGUGUUAAUCAGUCCUGUUUGAAUCGGUCAGUUCUCAAAGCAACGCUGAGCACGGUAGGAAUCCAUCUGAACUAAACAAUAAAAGCGUCACUGUUUCUUGGUGUGCUUGAAGAUAACCCAGAGAGCUGAGGACGUCGCUGAGAGUGUGCUGGGGAUGCUCUAGGAAGAGGCUGAGUGCUGAGGUGAUUCCCAGUCCAAAGGGUUUUGAUUUGCCAAGAAGAAAGUGAACCUCAUGGAUCAGAACAACAGCCUCCCACCUUAUGCCCAGGGCCUGGCCUCCCCUCAGGGCGCCAUGACUCCUGGAAUCCCUAUCUUUAGUCCGAUGAUGCCGUACGGCACAGGACUGACCCCACAGCCCGUUCAGGGCACCAACAGCCUGUCUGUUUUGGAGGAGCAGCAAAGGCAGCAGCAGCAGCAGCAGCAGCAGCAGCAACAACAACAACAGCAGCAGCAGCAGCAGCAACAGCAGCAGCAGCAGCAGCAGCAGCAGGCGGCAGCAGCGGCUGUGCAGCAGCCGACACCCCAGCAAGCAGCCCAGGGGGCGCCCGGCCAGACACCACAGCUUUUCCACUCGCAGACUCUUACGACCGCGCCCUUGCCGGGCGCCACACCCCUGUACCCCUCCCCCAUGACCCCCAUGACCCCCAUUACCCCUGCCACGCCAGCCUCGGAGAGCUCCGGGAUUGUGCCGCAGCUGCAAAAUAUUGUAUCCACAGUGAAUCUUGGUUGUAAACUUGACCUAAAGACCAUUGCACUUCGUGCCCGGAAUGCUGAAUAUAAUCCCAAGCGGUUUGCUGCUGUAAUCAUGAGAAUAAGAGAGCCCCGGACCACCGCACUGAUAUUCAGUUCUGGGAAGAUGGUGUGCACAGGAGCCAAGAGUGAAGAACAGUCCAGACUCGCAGCAAGAAAAUAUGCCAGGGUUGUACAGAAGUUGGGUUUUCCAGCUAAGUUCUUGGACUUCAAGAUUCAGAACAUGGUGGGGAGCUGCGACGUGAAGUUCCCUAUAAGGUUAGAAGGCCUCGUGCUUACCCACCAACAGUUCAGUAGUUAUGAGCCAGAGUUAUUUCCUGGUUUAAUCUACAGAAUGAUCAAACCGAGAAUUGUUCUCCUUAUUUUUGUUUCUGGAAAAGUUGUAUUAACAGGUGCUAAAGUCAGAGCAGAAAUUUAUGAAGCCUUUGAGAACAUCUACCCUAUUCUAAAGGGUUUCAGGAAGACGACGUAAUGGCUGUCAUGUACUCCUGCCUCCCCCACCUACUUGUUUUUUUAAAACAAAUCAGUUCUGGUACAUUUAGUGGUGGUGUGGAUGGCCCCAUAUGAUGAGAGGAUGGAUGUCCGGUUUUAGGUUGCAGCACGAGGUGAAGUUCUCCUGCAUGUGUACCCCAUAGGGAUGCCAGGAAGGGGGUAUUCUGCACAGAGAACACUGAAGUGUUACUGUAAGUUGCUCGAACUGUGCUGCUAUUUGGGCAGCACUGCCCGUUUAUUUAUAUUUAGAUUUUAAACACUUACUACUGCUGUUGACAAGUUGGUUUAAGGGACAAAACUUUAAGUGUUAAAGCCACCUCAACAAUCGAUUGGACUUUAUUUUGUUUAAUUUCUUCCCCAUAAACCACAGUUUUUAUAUUUCUACCAGAAAAGUAAAAAUCUUUUUUAAAAGUGUUGUUUUCUAAUUUGUAACUCCUAUGGGUUAUUUUUGUGCCACAUUCCGCCUUUUCAGUAUUGCAGGACAGAAUAGAAAUGUAUUAAUGAAAACAAAUGGCUGUACAUAUUUUUCUUCCUUCAGAGUACUCUGUACAAUAAAUGCUGUUUAUAAAAGUGUUAGAUUGUUAUAAAUGAAA
This is a messenger RNA of Kogia breviceps (pygmy sperm whale), 2776 nucleotides long. It is a transcript of the gene TBP, whose product is annotated as TATA-box binding protein. Gene Ontology annotation, biological process: DNA-templated transcription initiation. The record is from RefSeq and is a predicted model, not a curated record. Gene Ontology annotation, molecular function: RNA polymerase II general transcription initiation factor activity; DNA binding. NCBI's taxonomy places the organism in Eukaryota, Metazoa, Chordata, Mammalia, Artiodactyla, Physeteridae.